Emiliania huxleyi CCMP1516 is the source of this 828-nucleotide messenger RNA. RefSeq lists its product as hypothetical. NCBI's taxonomy places the organism in Eukaryota, Haptophyta, Isochrysidales, Noelaerhabdaceae. The transcript is spliced from 4 exons. The record is from RefSeq and is a predicted model, not a curated record. Bases 1 to 828 code for a protein of 275 amino acids.
AUGGGCGCUGAAGAGUCCAAACCUGCGGCGCCACCCGGCGAAGUCAGCGAGAGAAUAAACUCCGUGGAACUGAGCGAGCUUCGGGUCGCAUUCUCCACCCUCGCGCCUGACGGAGCGCUGACGGCCGAGGCGCUCACGUCGGCACUUCCACCCGUGCUGCCGUGGGAGGAGCUUCAUCGCGUGCUGCUUGAGGCGGUAGCGGCGCGCGGCCACCCCGGCGGAGGUCUUGGAUUCGACGCCUUUGUCCUCGGUCUCGCUCUCACGGUGCGCAGUCGGCAGAGCGCGCGGCAGCGCAUGGGCCUCCUUCGCUCCCUGUACGCCGGAGGCGACCGCGAUGGCCCGCUCGGCGCGGACCGCCUCACCGCUCUUCUCAGCGGCGCGAUGCGGGCUUCGGGAGGCGGCGCGGGCGACGACACGGCUCUGGGCGCCGCCGUCGCGGACGCGGCCGAGCUGCCUGCAGCAGAGUGGGAUCGGUGGGCGGCAGACCAGCUGCCGGCGCUGGGCACUGCCUUUGAGACGAGCGUCAUCGAGGCGCUCUGUGCCGUCGGGCGCGCCUUUGUCGACUCCGCGUGGAAGCCCACCGACAAGCUGAGCUGGCUGCACUCCGACACAACCUACGCGCCGCACGAGUCGCGGCGGCUGGCCGAGGGGGCGCGGCGCGUCGCGGCGGUCGAGGCGGGGUCGCUCACGCUCGAGACACGCAAGAAGAUGGCGGGCGGCGACGCGGCGACGCGCUUUGUCCUCUCUGCGGCCGGCGCGCACGACUUCAAGGGCGAGGAGCUCAAGGCGAGUGAGGAGCGGCUGGCGCGCGAGCGAGGGCACGAGUAG